UUCGACCACCAUUAGCAAUCAACGGCCAUACCCCACUCUGAUGUGAUCCGCAAAGGCCAUACCUACACCCGCCGCCAACCACCCUUGUUCCUUCUUCCGCCAUCAACAUCACUCAAUAAUCAGCCGGAUAAUUUUGAUAAGAAGCAAUGUGGACAUCGAUCUCCCCCACUUGGCCUGGUGUCAUAUCAUAUACAGGAAUGUGCAGUUGGUGUUUGUCCAUAACAUCAGAGAAGAACGCCAUCGCCAGAAGCGACACUUCCUUCUCACCUCCCUUCCACCGUCUCAUACACACCCCAAAAGCACCUGCAGCAGAAUAUAAACGCCCUAGCAUCAUGCAGCCAAUGGCCAUGUGUAUUUAUGGCGAGCAAAGAUGCUUCGCCGCGGAGGAAUGUCAUACGUGCGCUCCUGCAUGACUUUGUCAGCAAAACUGUUUUGGGCUUACCUAAUUCGCUGUCGAGACUUCAGGGCCUGAACCGCCGUCGAAUCGCUGCUCGCUGCCCAUCUUUAGCCGGGGCGCUCGUCAUAUUUGCUGGUAGCUUACCCGUUUCUCUGUUUUUUUUGAAAAAAACCUGUUCCCAUAUCUCCCUUUUACGUAUGGCACCAUCUCUCCGCCAAAGGCCAUAAUACCUACAGCGAUUAUCCGCCAAAGAUAUCUAGGCUAUACCCGACCAGUGUUUCGUCAGCUGCGAGUCGAUUUCUUUGCCCAUCGGACGAUCCCGAAUUUCCGACAUUACAAUUUCAAUAUAUUACUUUGAUUUUCGACGACGCAGUGUUCAAAGUUCUUAUUCAUACCCGUUUUCUACGUAGGCCUCUACAUCGGCCAAACGAUACCCAGUGAAUCGCUCUAAACUCCGUCUUCAACAACUCUACCUCGGUCAUCGGUAUAUCGGCGCGCAUCGCAACCCAUUAACGGAAGGUUCAAGUUUCCUACUCGUAGUAUUCUCGCCGCAUGGGUCUCCUCGCACUUGGAACGCCGCUCACAUGGGAGCAGACGAAGCCUCUCGCGGAUCAUAUUCGUGACCACGGUAUCGCGCAGUUCUUAAACACUUGGGAUCGGUGGAAGGACAAAACUGGCAAAGGGCUCUUAUGGGGUGAUGAAAUCGAGUACAUGGUGGCAUCGUUCGACGAUGAACAAAAGACGGCAAGGUUAAGCUUGCGUCAAACAGAAAUCCUAAAUAAAUUAAAAAGCGUGACUCUUGACCCUGCUCUUGAAAAGUUCAAGCCUUCCGAAUGCGCGUCUAUUCCCACAUUUCACCCCGAAUACGGACGAUACAUGCUUGAAUCCACCCCAGGCACCCCUUUUUCCGGCACACCUUCAUCACUCGUCUCUGUCGAAGCAGACAUGCGAUUCCGUCGCCAGAUCAUCCGAUCCCAUCUGAAGGCACACGAGCUUCCCAUCACUCUCACCUCUUGGGCCAGAUUGGGUGUGAAGGAUAGCGCGUUCACCGACCCGGAGACUAAGCCGGACACAGAGAAUAGCAGUAGUCGGAGCGAGUAUGUGGGGGAGCUGUUGACAAACCCUCACGCGAGAUUCCCCACUCUUACGGCUAACAUCCGACAGCGAAGAGGGAGCAAGGUCGAUAUUCGACUCCCGUUGUUUAUCGAUGAGAACACUCUCAUCCCCAAAGGGUGCUCAAGACCUCCUCUUUCCACUAUAAGCCCUCCUGGCCCUUCCAAACCCCUUCCUGGUUUCCCUUACAUCCACAUGGAUGCGAUGGCCUUUGGUAUGGGUUGUUGUUGCUUGCAAAUCACUUUUCAAGCAUGGAAUGUCGACGAGGCCCGAAAGGUCUAUGACGCAUUAGUUCCUGUGGCUCCAAUCAUGCUCGCCAUGACAGCUGCGAGCCCAGCGUUCAAGGGACAGUUGGCGGAUGUAGAUGCGAGAUGGAAUGUGAUUGCAGCGAGUGUGGAUGACCGAAAUGACGAAGAGAGGGGUCUCAAGCCACUUAGGAAGGACACUUACCGCGUGCCAAAGUCGCGAUACGACUCUGUUGACCUUUACAUUGCCAACGAUGAACGUAACAAGCCCGAGUAUCAUGACAUUGAUGUACCAGUGAACCAAAAAGUCCGACAAAGGCUUUUAGAACACGGCAUUGAUGAUAAGCUUGCCAGUCAUAUCGGCCACCUCUUUAUCCGCGACCCUCUUGUGCAAUUCUCUGAAACCAUCGACCAGAACGAUGAAGAGUCAAUGGACCACUUUGAAAACAUUCAAUCGACCAACUGGCAAACGAUAAGAUUUAAGCCUCCGCCUGUCGAUUCACCUAUCGGCUGGAGAGUCGAGUUUAGGAGCAUGGAGGUACAAAUGACCGACUUUGAGAAUGCGGCGUUUUCUAUAUUUAUCGUGCUCCUCACAAGGGCUAUUCUUAGCUUCAACCUCAAUUUCUACAUGCCCAUAUCAAAGGUGGAUGAAAACAUGCAACGUUCUCAACAACGUAAUGCAGCUAUUGCUAACAAAUUCUUCUUCCGACGCAAUGUAUUCCCUUUGGACCAUCCUUACUCCCGAUUCGACUACCACUCCCGCCCUGUCUCCCCUCCUGUCCCCGAAUCGCCCACUGUUUUAACCCCUCAAAACUCCAAUUAUCUCCUUCCUAACGGUAACAGUACCAGCAACGGCCACGCCCAUCGACCAAACCACGAGCGCGAAUCUUCCGCUGCGUCGUCAUGCAGUACACCAAUCGACGAUGACGUUGGGGAUGAGUUUGAUGAGAUGACGUUGGACGAAGUUAUUAAUGGAAAUGGGGACAACUUCCCUGGGUUGAUGGGCGUUGUGAAUGCGUAUUUGAACUCGCUCAAUGUGGAUGUGUGCACAAAGUGUGACUUGCGAAAAUAUCUCGAUCUAAUCAAGUAUCGAGCAAAGGGCGACCUCGUCACCCCUGCUACCUGGAUCAGGCAAUUCAUCACAUCCCAUCCUGCAUACAAGAAAGAUUCGAUUGUUAACGACGAGAUCAACUACGAUCUUGUCAAGGCUGUGGAUGAGGUUGAGCGCGGUGUUCGACCUGCUCCAGAGUUGUUGGGCAAAGACUAUGUUGGGUCCGGUCCCACUGGUUGUCUCUAAGAUAUGGUUCAAAAUGAAACGACAUGUGGAUUAAUCUUGCGCAAGGGUCAUACAACAUAGUUUAACGGUAUUUUUUUCUAUUUUUUUUUUGCUUUUUUAUCUUUCGAACUAGAUUACGGGUUCAAGCAUGUAUAUUAACAGAUGGUUC
Messenger RNA from Cryptococcus deneoformans JEC21, 3200 nucleotides. RefSeq names its product glutamate-cysteine ligase, putative. NCBI's taxonomy places the organism in Eukaryota, Fungi, Basidiomycota, Tremellomycetes, Tremellales, Cryptococcaceae. Bases 950 to 3052 code for a protein of 700 amino acids. Gene Ontology annotation, biological process: glutathione biosynthetic process. Gene Ontology annotation, cellular component: glutamate-cysteine ligase complex. The record is from RefSeq and is a predicted model, not a curated record. Gene Ontology annotation, molecular function: glutamate-cysteine ligase activity. The transcript has 13 exons.